This is a messenger RNA of Aphanomyces astaci, 1488 nucleotides long. RefSeq lists its product as hypothetical. NCBI's taxonomy places the organism in Eukaryota, Oomycota, Saprolegniomycetes, Saprolegniales, Verrucalvaceae. The transcript has 4 exons. The record is from RefSeq and is a predicted model, not a curated record. Gene Ontology annotation, molecular function: protein binding. Bases 10 to 1155 code for a protein of 381 amino acids.
CCGCUAUUGAUGAACAAGUUCACGGGUGCCGAAAGUGCGCGGCUGCUGUCGGUGCUCACGGAGGCCGUGGAGAAGCUCACGUUGCUGUCCCACCUCCCUUAUAUUAACGACUCCGACGAUACCCGGGCGGAUGUGGCGUUGGCCCAGUCCGCCCUUCUCCACGCCUUCCCGCCUCCGUCCAGCGCCAGUGGCCUGUACGACCAGCAGCAGCCUUCGGCCACAACAGUCCUCAGUCAACUCUUUGCACAAGAAGACGUGUUACUACAAGCGACCGAUGGUGGCAAGUUGGACCUCAUGCACGACGGGGGAGGAGACGGUGGUUCUGUGGCGUUUCGAGAGGCCAUGGCGUUAGCCAGAUCGUUCUGUCGGGUGGUUCGGCACGACGCGUCUGCCCACGCUGUGCUUACGACGGUGGAUAGCCAUCGCGGAAGUAGUGGGGGCCCAGCUCAGUCUCGAAACACUUCUUCCUCCCCAAACCACACUGGCCACAUCAUUCACACACACAAGAGCACAUCGACCAACCAUCAUCGAUCCGGACUCGUAGCCCUCAGCGGGUACGUGGCGGCGGUGCGCGACCAGGCGGCGGGGACGCUGUCCACGAGCGUGGAGCAGGACGAAGCCACUCGACAGAUGAUGGGCGACAUGGAAACCCGCAUUCGGGAAGCCGAGAACGACUAUAAGCAAAUGACCGUCGAUGUCCGCGCCCAGCGAGAGAUGCGCGACGUCGAUGUCCGCCGGAAUGCCCACAAGAUUCAUGCAUUAACCAACGAACUGCACGACAUUGAACAAGGCGCAGACCAAGCAGCGACGUUGAUCGACCAGGAUGCCAAGCAAGCCGAGUUUUCGCUUUUAAAUGGCUACGAAGGCAACGUACGAUAUACUAUUCGAAUAAUCGGCGAAAAGGACCGAUGGCGGCUUGUCUUGAUUCGUGGAUUGCAUGCAGGUUACCCAAUGCCGCGACGAGUCGGACUUGUUGAGUGUCCGAUGCACCAAGAGCAAGGACGAACACCACGUGCAAGAAGAUGGCCACCGGAAGCGCAAGUUGAAAGCAGCGGUGGAAGUGAGCAACCAGAUCGAACAGUACGACCACGUGCUCGGUGCGUUGCAAGCUCAAAUCGAUGCGGCCAGGGCGGCGAUGGCGACCGAAGUGGCUGAAGUCUCCCGUCUGUCGGCGGUAUUUCAUCGGUUGGAUGAAAACUACCGGCUCGCGGCGGCCGACCACGCCAGGUGGGACGCUGAAGAGAAAGAGCGACUGGCCAAGGAAGCCGCGUUUGUCAAAAUGGUCGCUCGGAUCCAAGCGUCGUACCGAGGGUACAUGGCUCGCAAAGCGUUACGAGAACGCAAAAAGAAGGGCACCAAAAAAAAGGGCACAAAAAAAAAGGCGGUCACAAAAAAAAAGAAAACCAAGGCCUAAUAAAACGUUAACGUUACCGGUACAGUACGUUGGCCAAAUUGACAGUGAACUUGACUGUGAAUAUAUUAAUACCG